UUCUCUCUUAUCAUCUCCUACUGAGCCUAAUAAAGGACAGCCGUGAAAAUUCAAGACACAAGCUUCAUUUCUCUCUUAUCUCCACCUUCUGAACCCCUCGUUCGCAAUCUUUGCGUGACUGAGCGUGAAUCCAUGGACGGCUCAAAACUCCAUGUAGCUAUUCUUGUAAGCCCAGGAAUGGGACACCUCAUCCCUGUCCUCGUUCUGGCCAACCGCUUAGCCACCCACCACCGCGUUAAAGUCACAGUUCUCGUAGUCACGACUGUUUUUUCGCCGCCGGAAUGUCAGCUGCUCAAACUCCCCGACGAGCAAAACCCCGUUGAUAUAAUCGAACUGCCUCCUGUGGACAUUUCACACCUUGUAAAACCCGAUACCAAAGUAGGGACACAACUGUGCAUGAUGGUACGAGAGGCGUUGCGGGGCUUCCGGUCCGCCAUCUCCGCCAUGUACCACCGUCCUGACGCCCUUAUCGUGGACCUUUUCUGCACUGAAGCUCUUCCUAUCGCGGCUGAGUUCAACAUGGCGAAGUAUGUGUAUGUGCCCACGACAGCAUGGUUUACUGCCCUCACUCUAUACUGUCCGGUUCUUGAUAAAGAAAUCGAUGGACAGUAUGUUGAUCAAGAAGAUUUGUUAAAAAUUCCUGGCUGCAAACCGGUUCGACCAGAGGACGUGGUCGAUCCCAUGCUGGACCGGAACGAUCAACAUUACUACGAGUAUGUGAGCAUGGGGAAUCGGAUUCCACAAUAUGAUGGGAUCCUGCUGAAUACAUGGGAAGAUUUGGACUCCAUAACUCUGAAAGCUUUCAAGGAAAAUGAAAUCUGGAGGUCGAUGGUGAAGAUCCCGGUUUAUCCCAUCGGUCCACUGAGGAGACCGGCCCAACCGGACGGUUCAAAGAGUGCAGUAAUUGAAUGGUUAGACAAACAGCCUAAUGAAUCAGUAAUAUUUGUUUCAUUUGGAAGUGGUGGGAUGCUUUCGGCUCAGCAAAUUACAGAGCUGGCUAUUGGUUUAGAAUUGAGUGAACAGAGAUUUAUUUGGGUGGUGCGCCCACCCAUGAAAGGUGCAGCUGACGAUGCAUUUUUCACCACAAAAACUGUUUAUUCAGACGGUACUUCGCACUACUUGCCUGAAGGAUUUUUGACCAGGACCGAAAGCUUAGGACUAGUGGUCCCAACGUGGGCCCAGCAAGUGGAGAUCCUCGACCACCCUUCAGUGGGAGGAUUUAUGUCGCAUUGUGGGUGGAACUCGACUAUAGAAAGCAUAUGUAGUUGUGUACCAAUGAUUGCAUGGCCACUCUACGCCGAGCAAAGACUCAACGCCACCUAUCUUGUGGAGGAGCUUGGAAUUGCUGUCAGGCCUCGGGUGCUGCCUACCAAAGAAGUGGUGGCGCGUGAAGAAAUAGAGAAUAUGUUGAGGACGUUGAUGGAUGAAAAAGAAGGCAAGAAAAUGAGAGAAAAUGUGAAAAAACUGAAAAUCAGUGCGGAAAAUGCUUUAAGGAAAGGAGGCUCGUCGUACAAUUCAAUGUUGGAGAUGCUCAAACAUGUUACUACAAACCUUAAAGCCUCAGAACACUGUUAGUUUACUGAUCCAUCCCCAUUGCCGCGCAAUCUAUCUGUAUGAAUAAUAAAUGUGUUAAAUAGGGAAACACGGGGCCAUUGUCCAUGCAUGGAUUGUUAUUGUUUACUACUGUAUAUGUACAAUUACAGUGUAUGUUACGUGCACAAUGAUAUCUUGGUCCAAGGUAGGUUAAUUUACACUUCAUCAA
This is a messenger RNA of Olea europaea var. sylvestris, 1762 nucleotides long. RefSeq names its product anthocyanidin 3-O-glucosyltransferase 5-like. The record is from RefSeq and is a predicted model, not a curated record. Bases 133 to 1575 code for a protein of 480 amino acids. NCBI's taxonomy places the organism in Eukaryota, Viridiplantae, Streptophyta, Magnoliopsida, Lamiales, Oleaceae. Gene Ontology annotation, molecular function: UDP-glycosyltransferase activity. The transcript has a single exon.